Castor canadensis (American beaver) is the source of this 349-nucleotide messenger RNA. It is a transcript of the gene Pde6g, whose product is annotated as phosphodiesterase 6G. Gene Ontology annotation, biological process: positive regulation of G protein-coupled receptor signaling pathway; visual perception; positive regulation of epidermal growth factor receptor signaling pathway. NCBI's taxonomy places the organism in Eukaryota, Metazoa, Chordata, Mammalia, Rodentia, Castoridae. Gene Ontology annotation, molecular function: cGMP binding; 3',5'-cyclic-nucleotide phosphodiesterase activity. Gene Ontology annotation, cellular component: photoreceptor outer segment membrane. The record is from RefSeq and is a predicted model, not a curated record.
UGCAUGAGCAGUCCAGACCAUCUUGAAGGAGUCCAAAGGCCAAGGGUCACUGAACUGUUUCUGCCAGCUUCACCAUGAACCUGGAACCACCCAAGGUCGAGAUCCGGUCAGCCACCAGGGUGAUGGGAGGACCUGUUACCCCCCGGAAGGGACCACCCAAAUUUAAGCAGCGGCAAACCAGGCAAUUCAAGAGCAAGCCUCCCAAGAAAGGCGUCCAAGGGUUUGGGGACGACAUCCCUGGAAUGGAAGGCCUGGGAACAGAUAUCACUGUCAUCUGCCCAUGGGAGGCCUUCAACCACCUGGAGCUGCACGAGCUGGCCCAGUAUGGCAUCAUCUAGCCAGACCCCUG